AAAUGCUUCACGUGGAAUGGAGAUUUUGUAAUGGGUGAAAAACUGAAGAGGAACUCCUUUGUUUAGCUAACAUUAAUUCCUGAUAGAAUUACUUUGGGUUUUGACCAAAUUUAUCCAUAAUUGAGUAGUGCUUACUGCUAGGAUGCAUCCUCAAUUUACAAUUCCAUAAAUAAAAUCAAAACUAUUUUUUAAUGCAGGAACAGAUUGGAAUAGGCAUUUCUUAUUUUCUUCUCUGCACACAGAGCUACAACUGCUGUGAUUGCUGUGAGCUGGGUUUUCUUGUCUUUUUUCUGAUUUAUGUCAAGAAAUGGAUAGUGCUUGUGAUUUUUAGUUUCCUCAAAAAAGGUUUCCUGCCUUUCCCAGCAGUUGGAGUUACUUGUGCAGGCUGUAGGCUACCUAUGAAUGUCAUUGCAGACUCCUGUGCUCUGUCCCAUUUUUUACUACACCUAGUUAGCAAGGAGUUAAGUUGGACGUAGAUUUAUGAGAGGAUAAAUCAGAGUUUAGGUGCCUGAAUACUAUGAGGAGGCACGCAUCUUUCUCUACAGAAGUCAGGAGGAGUCUUAGGUAACAGUUCUCACUCUUCAGGCUCAAUCUGGGAAUGUCAUGAGCAUGUAGACAGUGAUCUGUGAACAGUGUUCUGCGGUCUUUGAGCUUAGGACCCAUCUGUCAUCCCAGACAUACCUUGCUUAACUACUGUUCAACAUCUGAAGAGAAAUUUAAUCUAAAUUCAAACUAAUUAAUUUCUCCUUGUUUGCUGCAGUGGCCAGAAAUGACUGGCUCUACCUUCUCUCCUUAUACUUUAUUUUCUGAAAAAUUAAUUUAUCUCUCACUUUCUCUAGUGAGGCUUCUUCCUCAGUAUGUCUUUCAACUCCUUUUUGGGAAUUCUUGCACUUUUAUUUAACACCAUAAGUAAUUUAAAAAAUGGCACUAAUGCAACACUUCGGUGCCCCUGCCAGAGGAAAUGGUCUUUGCAGUUUGUAAACUGAGAGGGAGAGAAAAGGAGAUGUUAACCAGUCAACUUCUCUGUUCAUUGGUGUUCUGUAUUAUAAAGGAUAAUUGAACUUUUUCUAUUUGGAGAUAACCUAUACUUAAUGUUUUCUAAUAAAACGUUGAAGUGUUGGCUCAUAUUUAAAAACAAAACCACCCCUACUUGAAAUAAAAAUGCAAGAGAAAAUUGCUUCAUCAAAUAUCAGACAAUUGACAAGAAUUAUAGUCAAGUGGCUCAGAUUCUGUAGCCUUAAUGGAUUUCUGGCAGAAACCAUAAGUAAUAAUUAAAGAAACAAACCUCUAAAGUAAUUUUUUUCAGUCUGUUUAAGCACAGACUGCUAUUUCAAAUCUCUAUAAAUAGAAAGCAGAGCACAUUUAAUUUGGGAGUUGAAGAUUACUAUUCUGCAGCAUUUCUGUAGCGUAGGUAGAACUAGCACAUUGCCAAAUACUGAUGCUGCACUGUAUGCAGUCUUCAAAGCUAAUUCGUAUCCCACACCAGUUUUGUCAGCAAAUCAGUACAAGUUUAUAUCAGAUUUAACUAGUAUUUGUCCUUUUAAAAUAAUUUUCUUGUAAUGCCACAGGAAUGGCAUCACAGACAUAUAAUUUAUGGUUCUUCAAAACAUGUCUUUGAUAGUCUCAAGUGUAAAACUACAACAGCAAUACUGUUUUAUGAAAGACAAAUUAAUGGCAAAGAACAGGGAUUGUGUGGAAGUAAUCACGGAAACCUGCAAGUUCUGUUAAAGCUUUCUCUUGAGCUGAUAGCGUGGCGAGUAACAGGCGCUGUAGCACUGCUAAAAUGUUCCCUGACUUGAUAGCCUGAAAAGUAGUAGGUGCUUCAACUUUGUUCUUUCACACUGGGAGAAAAGGGUGAUUAUCUAGCAAUGCUGGAGGCUUUCAGCUGCUAGGUGAGUUGAGCAGACUUGCCUAUUGAGGUAGAAGGUGACAGAGCAUCUUUUAAAAUACAAGUUGUAACUCCACAGGCUUUGAAAUUGAAAUAUUUGUUGCACUAAUGCAAUACAAAGUUCUGCAUUAAGCAGAAGAGUUUCCAAUUCCUGAGGAAGUUGCAAUUUAGGACUUUCUUUAGCGGAAGAGCAAAUGUAUGGAAAGACCAGGCUGUUAUGAAUGCUAGCAAUUCAUGUGAUUUAUCUGCCCUCCCCGCAUACACACACCGAGCUGGUCAAUGGUUCUGAGUUGCUGUUGGUGUGAGAUGAGCAGAGACUCCUUUAACAUUACAUUAGUAGCAUAAUUAAGAAGAAAAAUUUAAAUCUUUUAAUUACUAAAAAUUGUCUUCUAACACACAGCAUUGUUAUUUUAAAUUCUGAUAGUUUUCUUGCAACUAGAAUCUGGAAACAGCUGUUGGGUGUAUCUUAAACUGGUAGUUUGUGGAUGUUUGGUGAACCUAGUUCCUACCUCCAUCCUCAAGGGUUCACAAGAACCAGCCAUGAAUCUGUCACAGAUCCCAGACAGAAUAUCACUGACUAUUCAAGACUGAAUAUUGAACUUCAGAAGGAAGAUGUCAUUAAUGUGGAAAGGGACGAAAGACUGUCUCUUCGGAAGCAUCGCUUCAUGCAUUUUGCAUCUUUGGAAUACGAAGGAGAAUAUUACAUGACACCAAGAGAUUUCUUGUUCUCAGUAAUGUUUGAUCAAGUUGAACGUAAAGCCUCAGCCAAGAAACUGACAAAAAAGGAGGUAGAUGCUGCACUGCUAUGUGUUGCCAAAGCUAAACCAGGACCGACCUUUUUUAGAGAGCUUGGUGAUAAAGGGUUGAUAUCUUAUGCAGAGUACCUAUUUUUGCUGACAAUCCUUACGAAACCCCAGACUGGAUUUCAGAUUGCCUUUAAAAUGUUGGAUACAGAUGGCAAUGAACAAGUUGAAAAGAAAGAAUUCUUUAAGCUACAGAGAAUCAUUGGGAAGGAAGAUGAUUUGAAAACAGCUGGAGAUGAAACAGUAUUUCGGGGAGCAGACCUGGAAAGCUCUGGUGUUAAUACCAUGUUGCUGGUACAUUUCUUUGGAAAAGAAGGAAAGGAAAAACUUCGCUAUUCUGAGUUUUUCAGAUGGCACACAGAAAAUGGAAACCAUCUACAUCUCUUCAGGCAAUGUGGAGCUGAUGUAAGCCAGCUCUUGUGCCUGCCUUCCUACUGCCCUGGACACAGGAGGCACACGCAGGGAGAGAAGAUGGUUAAGCAUGCGGUGCUCCAUCUGUCUCCACCUGGUGCACGGUUCUUUGGAAAUCAUAGCUGGGUGAUACACACAAGGACAAUCCUCAGGCUGUUUUUUACUGGUCAUAAGGAAUUAGACCAUGAAACAGAAUAUCAGAUCACUUUUCAAACUUCCUUGGGCUGCCAGGAGCAUGAAAGUAAAGAAGCAGCCUUUUCAUAGGUAUUUUGUGACACCGGUCAAGCUCUUUUCUCACUAUCCUCCAGAACAUAGUCAAAACAGCAGCCAAAGCUGCUGCUGUUCAUUCUCUGCUGGGACCCCUCCUUUGUUCCGCAGGGGCUGCAUAGAAGCAGCAGAAGCAAUCCAGGAGGCACGCCAUCCUGUGUGUUUCCCGUAGAAACAAGGUGGUUUCAGAGAUACUAAAGUAGGACUCAAGGAACACAUGUUCAGCUCCAGACUGCUACAUGGUUUCUUGCCAGUUGUCCUUAACAUAAGGACAAUAUUAUAAUUAUUAAUAAUAAUUCACAACUUCAAAAGCUACAGCUCGUUUCCCUGGCAAAAGUUAGGAAAUUUACAUCAAAAUUAUUCCGGAGUAUGUUUACGUAGAUCACUAGUAAAGGUGGUGCCUUCUGGUCAAAUGCAGCUGGAAUCAUUCUUCUCCUGUAUCAGUUUAAGAAAACAUAAAACAGUAUGCAGCAAACCUAAAAUCAUGUAACGAAGAAAGGUAAAUUUAGUACAAGAAGCUGUAACCAGGUGAGACUUUCUUCUCGGAAGACCUAAACAAAUUUCUGUUUCAGAUGACCACCACUCAGUUGCACACCUCAACAAUAAUGUCAUCUUCUAAUACCAGGCCCCAUCUUAUAGAAUGUCAGAUUUCAAACAUGAAGU
This is a messenger RNA of Egretta garzetta (little egret), 4032 nucleotides long. RefSeq names its product mitochondrial calcium uptake 2 (gene MICU2). The record is from RefSeq and is a predicted model, not a curated record. Gene Ontology annotation, biological process: calcium import into the mitochondrion; mitochondrial calcium ion homeostasis. Gene Ontology annotation, cellular component: uniplex complex. Gene Ontology annotation, molecular function: calcium ion binding. The transcript is spliced from 9 exons. NCBI's taxonomy places the organism in Eukaryota, Metazoa, Chordata, Aves, Pelecaniformes, Ardeidae. The coding region runs from base 2374 to 3366 and encodes 330 amino acids.